UCUCCACCCUCUCUGUCUCUAUCUCUCCUCCCCCCUCUCUCCUUUAAUCAAUCUAUUUUGAAUCUUAGAGGGGUUGGAAAUAAAUCAUCUGUGAGGAGAUAAGACAGGUGGGUGAGAGGCUUGUGAAGAUUACAGGCAAAAAGAAAAGAUCUCAAGUUUUAUUUAUUUAUGUUGUAUAAUUUUCAGAAUAUAUAAUCCUGCAUGCUUUUUAUUUCAAGGAACCUAGAUAUACUUCUGAUUUGAUGCUAUAACACAUACAACGAUUACAUAUUAAAACUGACAAAUGGGGUCUGAAGGGCCUUCGCCAGUAACUAUUCAUGUGACCGGUUUUAAGAAAUUCCACGGGGUUUCGGAGAAUCCGACUGAGACAAUUGUCAGUAAUCUCACAGAGUAUGUGAAGAAGAAGGGUUCACCAAAAGGUCUGGUUCUUGGAAGUUGCAGCAUUCUUGAGACUGCAGGACAAGGAGCACUUGCUGACCUGUGCCAGACAUUGCGAUCUGCUAUUGCCGAGCAGGAUACUUCAAAUUCCAGCAGAACUAUUUGGAUACACUUUGGUGUUAAUAGUGGUGCAACAAAGUUUGUUCUCGAGCGACAAGCCUUCAAUGAAGCUACUUUCCGUUACCCUGAUGAAAUGGGAUGGAAGCCUCAGAAAGUUCCGAUUAUUCCUUCAGAUGGUGGAAUUGCACAUGUGCGAGAGACUUCUCUUCCCCUCGAGGACGUAACAAAGGCCUUGGCAGAGAAGGGUUAUGAGGUGGUGAUCUCAGAUGAUGCAGGCCGGUUUGUGUGCAAUUACGUCUACUACCAUUCCCUUCGGUUUGCAGAGCAAAACGGGACCAAAUCACUUUUUGUUCAUGUGCCUCGCUUCUCGACCAUAGACGAGGAGACCCAAAUGAAGUUUGCUGCUUCCUUGCUAGAUGUACUUGCUUCAUCAUACUAGUACACUCUAUAAUCCUCCAACCACACCUGAAUGCCGAAGAGCUGUAAGCGAGCUAAACGGAAUGCUCGAAUAAUCAGAAAGUGUAAUCAGAGGGAAACUGUAUUGAAAGAACACUCUUAAUUAUGAUGUAUUUUCAUGAGUCUUUUCCAGAAAGUUUCCGGUGACUUGCCGGAAAUUUUCGAAUCCAGUUUGUGAAUGACAACCCAGUCUGCUCAUAGAGCUUACUACUACUUUUAUGAA
Messenger RNA from Pyrus x bretschneideri (Chinese white pear), 1177 nucleotides. Its product is annotated as pyrrolidone-carboxylate peptidase. Bases 284 to 937 code for a protein of 217 amino acids. The transcript has 5 exons. Gene Ontology annotation, biological process: proteolysis. The record is from RefSeq and is a predicted model, not a curated record. Gene Ontology annotation, molecular function: pyroglutamyl-peptidase activity. Lineage: Eukaryota; Viridiplantae; Streptophyta; Magnoliopsida; Rosales; Rosaceae. Gene Ontology annotation, cellular component: cytosol.